Messenger RNA from Paracoccidioides brasiliensis Pb18, 1254 nucleotides. RefSeq lists its product as uncharacterized. The record is from RefSeq and is a predicted model, not a curated record. The transcript has 3 exons. Gene Ontology annotation, cellular component: mitochondrion. Bases 1 to 1254 code for a protein of 417 amino acids.
AUGUCCCUUCCAGUACGUCUGCUGGGCCCAUUGGAGGUGGCAACAUCUAGGAUCUCCAGUUCCCUGUACGUCUGCUCGACUUGCAGACGACAAUGCCUACAUCAGUCUCUCCGAAUGGUCAACCAUAACUCCCUAUCGCGCCGACCCAUCUCGUCCACCAGCAGCUAUAACAGCGAUAACAACGGCGACCUAUCCGUCACUGAGAAGCUGCGCAGGAAAAUAUGGGGAACUGACAAGCCUCCAGGGCUCAAUGAUCCAUAUGGGAGUGAAAGCCAGCUUAAUAUUGGGAACAGUGAGACGGAGGUGUACGAGGAGGACACGGUCCAUGAAUCUGAAAUGGAGGGUGAGCAGGGAGCCCAUGUUGCUACUAACGAAGAGAUAGAGCUCGCGAAUUAUAAGCGUGCGGCUACUUGGGAUGGCUUAAAAUUUGUUGGUGUGGAGAAGUGGUGGGAACGUCCUCCUAAAGCUGAGGAUUGUUUUUAUCCAUUUAUGGCUAUUGAGAAAACCUCGUCCCGCGACCGGUUCCACCAGCUCCUCCACCAGACCAUGGUUGAAUUGCUUGUCUUGGAAGACAUGAAUAAGCCACUUACAGAUGUAUGCAACAUCAUUGGCCAUGAGGAUUACAUUCGCAGCAUUAUCAGCCAGGUGGAAGUGAGACCGUCCAACGAUUUCUUGACAGGAACUCUGACAUUCCCCAGCGAGGAGGCGAAAAAAGUUGUCUACGACUUGUUUUCCAAACUCUAUCAAGAAUUGGAGGACAACACCGGAGAAGAGGUAGAAAAGAUCACCUACAAGGCAGAGGAGUCUGCCCAACUCGGAGAAAUUAGAGCCAGAAAAACAGACGAAACACAACUUGAAGAGGAUGGAGAAAGCCACUUGGACCCGGAGACAACGGUUCACCCACCAAAGAAUCUGGAUUUCCUUACCAUGUCACUUGCAGACCCUGAAUUUAAAUUUGCCUACCUUAAACGCGCCUCCCAAUUGACUGGCUACCGCAUCCCAGACCCAGAAAUAGCCCAAAUCACCAAACCAGUGCAAUUGGUGAAUUUCCUGAUUACUGUGUCAAACCCGAAGCCGAAGAAGCUGGCCGAGCAGCUCCUCAUAGAUAAGCGUCUUACUAGCUUACCAAAUGUUAAGAUCAUGGGCAGGAGAUACACGCCAAUCGACAAAGAGAAAGAGAUUGGACGAUGGAAGGUUAUCGAGAAGGAGCUGAUACGGAGGGGUUUGCCGGUUACUGGCCGGCUAAAGACGUGA